Messenger RNA from Phaethon lepturus (White-tailed tropicbird), 1629 nucleotides. RefSeq names its product family with sequence similarity 214, member B (gene ATOSB). The transcript has 8 exons. Bases 1 to 1629 code for a protein of 542 amino acids. The record is from RefSeq and is a predicted model, not a curated record. NCBI's taxonomy places the organism in Eukaryota, Metazoa, Chordata, Aves, Phaethontiformes, Phaethontidae.
AUGCGGCACAUCCACACAGAGACGUCCCCGCCCCCAGAGUUUUUUGGCCCAGACCCCAGCCUGUCCCAGCCCACUACAGAGGCACCCUUGGAACCUUCCUCACAGCGCUGCACCCACCGUGGCAUUCUCGUGGGCUAUAAUGAGACAGAGAUCAAGCGCCAGAAGGUUUACCAGGUCUCCAUCUUCUCUCAUCUCUCCAACUCCUCUGAGAGCAUGGAGGAGCGGGCAGGCAACCGGUCAGCCGUCAAGAGGGGUUACCCUGAGCAACGAGCUCUGGAGGGGGUACGAGAUCCGAAACGAACUCACUGGGGUGGCAGGCGGGGGGAUGGCAAGCACGAUGGGUGGCCCCAGCGCAUUGCUUGCAGUACUUUGCACACAAGAGACGAUUGCCCUGUCUCAUCAGGGGAUCAGCCUACAGACUACGGAGAGAAUGGGGAUCAGGCAAGUGGCCGCAACUUACUUCACUUUGAUUUGCACAAUAUUGCACAAACACCCCAGCUGGACUCUGGUGGGAAGAGAGAAAAGCCAGGGAGCAGCCCAGCUCACAGCAGCACGGCUAGUGGAGAAGAGGAAUGGCCAGCAGUGGCCAAAGGGUGCAAGGAACACCCAAGUCCACAGACAGCACUCAGCCCCGAGCCCAGCAACCUGAGCUCCCUGGAGAAGACACCCUGUGGGAGCAGAAAGCUCAGCAGCAGCAGCUGCCUAGCUAAAAGGAAGCUGCUGCAUGCUGGCAAGGUUGUGGCUGACUCCUGCUCUGAGGACGAGAGCCUGUCCCUGCCGGCAAAGAAGAAGAGGGUCCUGCUGUGCCAUCCUGUGCCCACGGCCUGCCGCAGCACUGAUGCCAAGGGGGCCCCAUUCUGGAACCAUCUGCUUCCCAUGGCCAAGAGCUCUGCAGAUUGCACUGCAAUUGGGAGGACACUGAAGAGCAGGCUGCGCCUCAAAUUGCAACAUCUCCGGAGCAGUGUCCAGAGGGGUACCAAGUCCUCUGCAGCACCCUGGGCCACCACCACUGUCAGCCAUGCCCUGCUGGGCAACUUUGAGGAGUCCAUCCUGAAAGGGCGCUUUGCACCAUCAGGGAGGAUCGAAGGGUUCACAGCAGAGAUUGGUGCCAGUGGCUCCUACUGCCCCCAGCACGCCACCCUGCCCGUUGACGUCACCUAUUUCGACAUCUCUGAACAUAGCGCGCCCUCACCUUUCCUGGGAGUGAUUGACUUGGAGGCCUUGGGAAAGAAGGGUUACAGUGUCCCCAAAGCUGGAACCAUCCAAGUGACCUUAUUUAACCCCAACAAGACUGUGGUGAAGAUGUUCUUGGUGACCUACGACUUCCAGGACAUGCCAGCCAACCACAUGACCUUCCUCCGCCAUCGCAUCUUCCUGAUGCCAGUGGGGAGGGAGGAUGGGGCCACCGUGGCUCCCAGCAACUGCCCGGGCACCGGCCCACCCCGCAGGGUCCUCUGCUAUCUGAUGCACCUAAGGUUUCACAGCUCCAAGUCGGGGAAGAUAUACCUUCACAAUGACAUCCGUCUGCUUUUUUCCCGCAAGUCAAUCGAGGUUGAUUCGGGGAUCCCCUAUGAACUGAAAUCCUUCACGGAGAUGCCGAAAAACCCCCGCUACUCGCCCCGGGCCUGA